Rotaria sordida is the source of this 2913-nucleotide messenger RNA. NCBI's taxonomy places the organism in Eukaryota, Metazoa, Rotifera, Eurotatoria, Philodinida, Philodinidae. The record is from the annotation of a GenBank genome assembly.
AUGGCACGUACAGAUAAGCGUGUGCAAAUGAUCAAUGAACUUGUCAACGGAUGUCAAAUUAUUAAAAUGUAUAAUUGGGAAAAAGCGAUGGAGCAACGAGUACAUGAAAUACGUCGGCAUGAACUUUCGUACAUUUUUAAAUCUAGCCGCUUGAGAUCUAUUAAUAUUGCUCUCUCCGUUUCAUCAUUACUUUUAAUUUCUCUUGCUACAUUCGGUGGCAAUUGGUUAAUGGGUCGAACUUUGCUUCCAGAAGAUAUUUUUUCGGCAGUAUCCUUCUUUGCUAUGGUUCGAGUUUCAGUAACUGUUUUAUUUCCAGUUGCUAUAGAAAAGUUUAGUGAAGCUCGUGUCUCUGCAAAAAGAAUCGAUCAAUUUAUGCAGCUUGAUAUAUUGUUCAAUAAAUGUGAAAAAAUGGAAAACAAAAAUGAAGAUCAUGCAAUCAUAAUGGAAGAUGCAUCAUUUUCUUGGAAAGACUCUUGUUGUCUGUCUGCUGUCAACCUCAAGAUUAAGCAUGGUACUUUGGUGGGAGUGAAAGGUGUUAUUGGUGCCGGCAAAUCAAGUUUACUAGCUGCCAUUCUCGGUGAGGUCAAUCUUGUCAGUGGAAAACUACAACAAUAUGCCAAUUCUAUUUCGUACGCUCCACAAUUGCCUUGGAUAUUUGCUGACACUAUUCGAGCUAAUAUUCUUCUUGGCAAACCAAUGGAUGAAGAACGUUACAAGAAUGUAAUAAAAGCAUGCUGUCUUAAUAUCGAUCUACAAAAUUUUGGUGAAGUCGGUGAUUUAUUAAUGAUCGGUGACAAAGGUAUCAAUUUAAGUGGCGGACAAAAGGCUAGAAUAUCUCUUGCUCGUGCUCUUUAUGCUGAUGCAGAUAUAUAUUUACUAGACGAUCCACUUGCUGCUGUUGAUCCAAAAGUGGCAGAGAAAAUUUUUGAUGAAUGUAUUGGUCCACAUAGUCUUCUUCGUGAAAAAACUCGAAUAUUGGUAACACAUCAGACACAUUUCUUAGUUGAAGCAGAUCAAAUGAUUCUCUUGACAAAUGGUCACAUAGAUGAAUUACAUAAUGAACAACCUGUUGCAAAUCAGCCAUUGAAUGAUACGUCAGAAACAGAUGCAUCAGAAACAGAUUCAUCUGACGAUAAUGAGACCGAGUGGACACUUAAAACUGCUAUAACUGAUAUCAAUCCAAUUGUAAAGGAUGAGACAUCAGUUGCUGGUGUCGUCAAAUGGAGUGUUUGGCUUCAACUGUUCACUUCACCACCUUUGCGUUGGUUUGGAUUUUUACUCAUCAUAUUUCUCAUGUGUGCUGCAGAAGGUCUAUACGACUUUACAAAUCGUUGGCUUGCAGUAUGGUCUAGCAAAUCUUAUGAUCAACAAAGAUCACCAUAUUAUGCUUAUGUCUAUCUUGGAUUGACAUUGGGCACAUUUAUCGUUAUAAUAAUACGCACCAGCUUUAUUUUCUUUAUCAUGUUAAGCGGAUCGACCUAUUUUCACAAUCGAAUGCUCAGCAGUAUUUUAUAUACUUCUUUACGUUUCUAUGAAAGUAAUCCAAGCGGACGAAUAUUGAAUCGAGCAAGCAAAGAUCAACAAGCAUUAGAUGAAUCGUUACCUCUAACUUUAAUCGAUAGUAUACAAUGUCUCCUAAUGACUAUUGGUUCCAUUGUCAUCAUUGGAACGACUAAUCCAUGGGUGCUUCUAAUCCUUGUUCCUUUCAUUCCUAUAGUUUUGUGGCUUCGUCGAUACUAUAUACGUUCAAGUCGUCAACUCAAACGGCUCGAAAGUGUAACACGAAGUCCAACGUAUGCAUUGUUCUCAUCAUCAUUAGACGGCUUAACUAGUAUUCGUGCGUUUAACGUUCAAACCGAUUUCUUAAAUAUGUUUAUGAAAAGAAUUGAUGCAAACUCACGAGCUUAUUUCGUUCUCGGUGCUACCGCACGUUGGUUCGGUUUACUACUCGAUUUCAUGACAUCCUUAAUUACAUUAGUUACGGCUAUUCUUGCAGUGGCAUUACGUGAUACAAUGGACCCAGCGGCGGCAGCACUCAGUCUGAGUUAUUGUAUCACCUUAACAGGCCUCUUUCAAUGGGGUAUUCGACAAUCAACCGAAGCUGAAAAUUUUAUGACCAGUGCGGAACGUAUUCAUGAAUAUGGUCAACUUGCUCCAGAAAACUAUAGAAACAGUAAUGAAAGCGAAGUUCUCAUCCAACCACCAGAUGAUUGGCCUUCUCGUGGUAUUAUUGAAUUCAAAAAUUACACUUUUCGAUAUCGUUCAGAGCUCGAUCCUGUACUUAAAAAUAUUAAUCUACGAAUUGAAUCCAAGCAAAAGAUUGGAGUUAUUGGUCGAACAGGUGCCGGAAAAUCAUCACUUCUUCAGGCUCUGUUUCGACUGGUCGAUCAAUCGGCAAUCAACGGAACUAUUCUCAUUGAUGAUAUUGAUAUUAGUCGUCUUUCACUCGGUUAUCUUCGCUCUCAUUUAAGUGUUAUUCCACAAGCACCGAUACUAUUCUGUGGUACGCUUCGAUACAAUAUUGAUCCAUUUGAAAAAUUUUCAGAUGAAGAAUGCCUUAGAGCACUGGAAGCUGUUCAACUCAAACAAUUAGUGUCCAAUCAUACCGAUGGACUAAGUCUAUUGGUGGCAGAAUCGGGAACUAAUUUGAGUGCUGGUGAACGUCAACUGGUCUGUGUAGCACGAGCCAUUCUGAAGAAGAGCCACAUAUUACUUAUCGAUGAGGCUACAGCAAAUGUUGACCAUAAGACUGAUAGGAUGAUUCAAGAGGUUAUUGCUGACAAGUUUCGUGAUCGUACCAUAUUAACGAUUGCACAUCGAUUGAAUACGGUAGCCAAUAGUGAUCGCAUUCUUAUGUUGGAACAAGGAGAGGUGGCUUAUUUUGAUGUGCCUAGUAAUAUUGAUCUAACUUAA